ACUUGCUAUUCGUCUUCCGCAUUUAUUUGAUCGACGACAAUAUUACAACAAAUCAGUGUGUUUGUUGCUUAUACAUUUACUCUUGUUGGAGGAAAUUCGUGCUUAACUUCAUAUAUUGGCUCGUACAGGUUUUAGUUAAUACCAAAUGGAUGCAGUACUUCUUGCGGUCUUUAUAGUGAAAGUUUUGAUCCUAUUCUCACUCGUCGGGUAUUCCCACUCCUCAAACUUCACAGAGAGUGUGACGAUAUUAACAAUUGCUGAAGGCAAAGCUUCAACAUUAAACUGCACACAGCAGGAAGGGCGUGUUCUUUGGAAAAUAAAUGGAAUGCCAUUAACAAAAUUAACAGAUGGUGUUAUGAAUUUUCAACUUGGACCAAAUUCAACAUUAAUGAUCAGGAAUCCAGUUCAUGGAGGAAAGUUUGGUCAGUUCAAUGUGACAUGCACAGAUAAUAUUACAAAUGCGACUUUCCAUGUUUAUCUUACUAAAGAACCAAGAUUAUUAUCAAAUAAUACACUGAUAUCGGUAAUUGAAAACACCGUAGUUCUACUGAACGUUGAUUGUUCGGCUGAAGGAUACCCAAAACCCAGUACAUGGUGGAAAAUUGGUAAAAAUGUCCUGACCAAAAUGAACGGUACUAUUAAGUCUCAGUCAUUAAAGCACCAUGAUGAUAACGUGGGAUUCUCGGGGACAUACCGUGUUCUAAGCAAUGGAAGUUUAAGUAUUCAUGGAUCGUUCAAGAAGGCUCCAUCUGGUCGGGAUUAUUACACUUGUAUUGCAAGAAAUACAAUCGGAAAUCGUAGCCAAAGCUAUUCUAUUGAAAUUGAAAAAUUGGAGACCUAUUCAUUCGAAACAAUAUUGCCGCCAGAACAGCUCGUUAAUUUGGGCAAAAGAGUGCGUGAUAAGGUGCGUUAAUAAUUACCAUUCUACUUGAAAUACAAUGCGUGCAGCGACCCCACACUAUUUCAAGCCAAAAAAGCAA
Messenger RNA from Dendronephthya gigantea, 980 nucleotides. RefSeq lists its product as uncharacterized. Bases 146 to 913 code for a protein of 255 amino acids. The transcript has 5 exons. The record is from RefSeq and is a predicted model, not a curated record. Lineage: Eukaryota; Metazoa; Cnidaria; Anthozoa; Malacalcyonacea; Nephtheidae.